CAAAUCGCCCCACCCCUCGGCUCGUAAGGGCGCGGCGGAGGCCAACCCGGGUACCUGCUUUCCCGGCCGCGGAUUGGCCCGUGUCGGGGUCCGUCGGUCGCAUUGGUAUCUGGGAAGGAGAGAAAAUGGCGGCGGAGCCGAGUAAGACCGAAAUCCAGACUCUUUUUAAGAGGCUUCGCGCAAUUCCCACCAACAAGGCCUGCUUCGACUGUGGCGCCAAGAAUCCGAGUUGGGCCAGCAUCACGUACGGUGUUUUCUUGUGCAUUGACUGCUCCGGGGUACACCGCUCCCUGGGCGUCCAUCUCAGCUUCAUCAGGUCCACAGAGUUGGAUUCCAACUGGAACUGGUUCCAGCUGAGGUGUAUGCAGAUCGGCGGGAAUGCCAAUGCGACAGCUUUCUUCCGCCAACAUGGAUGCACAGCCAGUGAUGCCAACACCAAAUAUAAUAGCCGAGUUGCCCAGAUGUACCGGGAAAAGAUCCGGCAGCUGGGGAGUGCGGCCCUGGCUAGGCAUGGCACCGACCUUUGGAUAGAGAGUGCUCCCAAUCACUCUCCGGAGAAGAAGGACGCUGAUUUCUUCAUGGAACACACCCAACAUCCUGCCUGGGAUGCACCAGCCACCAAUCCAGCAGAGACCCAGCAGCCGGCCCCGUCUGCAGAGAACAGUGGCCUGGCACAGCCGGAGCCUGGCCCUAACACGGACCUGCUGGGCACCUCACCCAAAGCCACUCUGGAGUCCAUGUUUCUGUCACCUAAAGGGGCCCUUCCUGCCAGAGAACUGAAAACCUCCCUCAUUGGCAAGAAGAAGCCAGCAGCAGCUAAGAAAGGGCUGGGUGCCAAGAAAGGCCUAGGGGCCCAGAAGGUGAGCAGCCAGAGCUUCAGCGAGAUUGAGCGACAGGCCCAGGUGGCAGAGAAGCUCCGAGAGCAGCAGGUGGCUGACGCCAAGAAGCAGGCCGAGGAGUCUAUGGUUGCCUCCAUGCGUCUGGCUUACCAGGAGCUCCAGAUUGACCGGAAGAAGGAGGAGAAGAAGCUACAGAAUCUGGAAGGGAAGAAGCGAGAGCAGGCAGAGAGGUUGGGCAUGGGCUUGGUAUCCCGAAGCUCCGUCUCCCACUCAGUGCUGUCUGAGAUGCAGGUGAUUGAGCAGGAAACCCCCGUGAGUGCAAAAUCCUGCCGCUCGCAGCUGGACUUGUUUGACGAUGUUGGGAGUUUCGCCUCUGGACCCCCAAAGUACAAGGACAACCCCUUUUCCUUGGGGGACACUUUUGGUUCCCGCUGGGAUGCAGAUGCUACCUGGGGCAUGGACAGGAUGGAGGAGAAGGAGCCCGAAGUAACGAUUUCAAGCAUCCGGCCUAUUUCAGAAAGAGUCACAAACCGACGGGAAGUGGAGAGCCGGAGCUCGGGCCUCGAGUCCAGUGAAGCACGUCAGAAGUUUGCAGGAGCCAAAGCCAUCUCAUCUGACAUGUUCUUUGGGCGGGAGGUAGAUACCGAGUAUGAAGCUAGGUCUCGGCUACAGCAGCUCUCAGGCAGUAGUGCCAUCAGCUCUUCAGACCUCUUUGGGGACAUGGAUGGAGCUCAUGGAGCAGGUAGCGUAUCUCUGGGGAAUGUGCUCCCCACAGCGGACAUCGCCCAGUUUAAGCAGGGUGUCAAGUCUGUGGCCGGGAAGAUGGCUGUGCUGGCCAACGGUGUGAUGAAUUCUUUGCAGGAUCGCUAUGGUUCCUACUGAUCCAAGCUCUGUGGCUCAGGCAUAUGGUCAUGACAGCAGUAAAAACCCCAUGAUUACCUGGCCAGGGAUGCUUGCCUUGUGGGAGCUGGGAGAAACUGUUACUUAUGUGUGUGGUGUGUGAGUGGGGUGGCCUCUGGGAGUCUUGGGUGAGGGGGAUGGGAGGUGCCAGCCCUUGACCUCGGCCUAUAGAUCGAGCCCUUUAUUCUUCUCCCCUCACAUCCUGUCCUGUGUGUUAGACGAUUGUCCUUCCAGCCCCGCCCCAAAGCUGCUGCUCUCUUGUCCUGCCACACUGGGAGUGAGGGGAGGGUGUUCCCCCAGGAUGGCUUAUUCUGGGCCCAGCCUUUCCCCGAGUAGGGAAAGUGAAAGGGGGAAGGCUUUUUGCUGGCUCUGGGCUCCUUCCGGACCAUCGGGGGGGCUGGGCCACCCCCAUCCUCUGGAACCAGUGGGGAGGGCUGGGAAGAGUCCUGCUGUAGACCAGACCCCAGAGGAGGCUCUGGACUUGCUGCUGUUGCUCAGUGGCCUCUUCUGGGGGGGAGGGGGGACGCGGUAGGGGAGGGGAAGGACCUUCAUUUGGGCCUUACAAGGGCUAGAAACUUGACCUGGUACCUAAAGGUUUCAUUUGGGAUCAGACUGGAGGCCCAAGUGAUGGUUUCCUGUGUCACCACCCCUUUACAGUGGUCACUUGGAGGAUUACUUUUCCUCCUGAGUGUCUCAGAGUCCUUCCUUAUCCACGUGGACCCCAGGACCCUCUGUCCCCUCCUGAGACUGUCCUUCCUUGCUUGGUGGGCAUGGUGUCUCAUCGGCCCUGUGAUAGAUGCUGUGAGCAUAAUGCUGGAACGGAAGCAGGCUCCUGGGGCUCAGCUGGCUUCCUCUAUCAUCCUGGACGGCACCCCACAGAAAGCCUGAGGCGCCAACAGAGCUGCAAGCCUUGUGUCCUGGCCGCUGGGCCAUGCACGUCAUCCUUGGUGCCAUCUUGCCCUGCUGUGCUGGCAGUCAGGACCCACCCCACCCCCUGUGGGUUGAGGGUUGGGCUCCCAAGCAACACAGACCACUCUUCAGCCACCUCCUCCCCAAAAGGACUUGACUUUUUUUCUGGACUGUUUGUAUUGAAACAGUGGUGUCAAAUAAAGGCCCGACAGGGUCCUGGGCCCCUGUUGGUCUGAGUGAA
Molecule: messenger RNA, 2889 nt
Organism: Rhinolophus ferrumequinum (greater horseshoe bat)
Lineage: Eukaryota; Metazoa; Chordata; Mammalia; Chiroptera; Rhinolophidae
Gene: ARFGAP2
Product: ADP ribosylation factor GTPase activating protein 2
Exons: 17
Coding region: 126-1721 (531 amino acids)
Biological process (GO): COPI coating of Golgi vesicle
Molecular function (GO): GTPase activator activity
Source: RefSeq, a predicted model, not a curated record